Drepanopeziza brunnea f. sp. 'multigermtubi' MB_m1 is the source of this 1713-nucleotide messenger RNA. RefSeq lists its product as uncharacterized. Gene Ontology annotation, cellular component: membrane. NCBI's taxonomy places the organism in Eukaryota, Fungi, Ascomycota, Leotiomycetes, Helotiales, Drepanopezizaceae. Gene Ontology annotation, molecular function: serine-type endopeptidase activity. Gene Ontology annotation, biological process: proteolysis. The record is from RefSeq and is a predicted model, not a curated record.
AUGGCCGCGAAUGACUUCUACUCCUCCUCCUCCUCGCGGCAGGAACCCUCGCAGCCGUACUAUAACACCUACCAAUCCUCCAACCCCGGGUCGUCACAGGCCUACCCGCCUCCAGCACUCUCAAUAGCACCCUCUUACCACACCGAGACUCACCUGCGAGGCCCCGCGCACUCUCACGACAGUAGAUCACCUGUCUCGCCCUUCGAGGCGCCGUUCGACGACCACGUCUACCCGGUGCCGCCCCAGCAGAAUAGAUACGACAGCCAGAGCACAUUAGGAGGUGACUCGCGGUACUAUGAGCCAGGCGGCCACGGACCCUUCGAGAGCUCGAGUUCGUAUAAUGACAAUAUACCGUUGAGGGAGCAUCCCUCUGUGCCGCCGAAGGAUAGCCCGUUGACGGAUCGUUUCGAUACGGAUCAUGUGUAUGAUGCUCCUGUACAACCGCAGCGAAUGGAGGAGGGGCAGAGUAGGAAGAAGAAGCGCAUGACUGGGAUGUUUAUGAAUAGGAAAAAAAGAUUCCCUUGGCUUACCUAUCUGUUGACGGUGGUACAAGUUGGGGUGUUCAUUGGAGAGAUUGCAAGGAAUGGAAGCUUGACAGGAUCUCCUGUCAUGAUCAAGCCCAGCUUCAACCCCAUGAUCGGACCCUCCCCCUACGUUCUCAUUAACAUGGGCGCGAGAUUUAUGCCCUGCAUGCACGCGGUUGACGGCGUACAAAACCGUGAAUCAGGUGGCCCAAUCAGAUGGCCCUGCCCAGACACAACCUCGAACGACGAACAAGACUGUACCCUCGCCCAACUCUGCGGCUUCGGCAUGCCCGAUUCCCAGAAUCCAGUCUACCCAGGCAGCACCACCGAUGCUCUGAACGAGAUCGCGAAUCAGCCCAACCAGUGGUUCCGCUUCAUCGUGCCCAUCUUCCUGCACGCUGGACUUAUCCACAUCGGGUUCAACAUGUUGCUACAGUUGACUUUGGGCAAGGACAUGGAGAUAGCGAUCGGACCCAUUAGAUACUUCCUCGUGUAUUUCUCCUCGGGCAUAUUUGGGUUUGUGCUCGGCGGCAACUUUGCAGCCGUAGGCAUAGCAUCUACGGGCGCAUCCGGGGCUCUCUUUGGCGUCAUCGCCCUCAACCUCCUCGAUCUCCUCUACACCUGGAGCGAACGCCGCUCCCCGUGGAAAGACUUCGCGUUCAUCAUGCUCGACUGCGUCAUCUCCUUCGGUCUCGGGCUGCUACCCGGCUUGGACAAUUUCUCGCACAUUGGCGGGUUCCUAAUGGGUCUCGCGCUGGGAAUCUGCAUCCUGCACUCCCCGAACGCGCUGCGUAAGCGUAUCGGCCAGGAUGAUCCGCCGUACGUCGUGGCACCAAUAAAGGCUGGUGAUGGAGCCAUCCCCACCGCGAGCAUGACCGGCUUCUUGAAAAACCCAGUUGGGUUCUUCAAAGGGCGGAAACCUGUCUGGUGGGUGUGGUGGUUCGUGAGAGCGGGGAGCUUGGUCUUCGUUCUGGUGGUAUUUAUCCUGUUGCUGAGGAAUUUCUACACGGAUAGGAAGACGUGCAGCUGGUGCAAGUACUUGAGCUGUAUUAAUGUCAACGAUUGGUGCGAAGUGGGCAAUUUGGAGCUGACGUCCUCCAGAACGAAUGAUACUAGCUCGUCCACGAACGGGAAGCGGGACUUGCUUGGUGGUCUUGCUACGAUGGCGCAGAUGUAUCGGGCGAUGUAG